Molecule: messenger RNA, 1020 nt
Organism: Zymoseptoria tritici IPO323
Lineage: Eukaryota; Fungi; Ascomycota; Dothideomycetes; Mycosphaerellales; Mycosphaerellaceae
Exons: 2
Coding region: 1-1020 (339 amino acids)
Source: RefSeq, a predicted model, not a curated record
AUGCCAUGGUAUAGCCGCCACAGAGCCCCGUGGCUUCAAACUCUUGGAGCGAUAUGUGCGGUGUACUUCGCGCUCUUCAUCCUUCUGCCUGCGAUAAUACGUAGCUCUGAGGAAUCGAGGCCCAUCCCGGCACUUCUGGAUAUCUCUCGUUUGACGCCACAACACGCAACCACCGGCAACUAUACAACAAAUCUGAUUGUCGCCAGCGUAAAAGCGGACAACACUUCUUGGACCGACCGAUUACAGGAGCAACAGCUCAUCCCAAACCUCAACAUCAUUCGAUACAUUAGCGAUGAUGAAAAUGCUCGAUAUCAUCCGCCGGCGGCCAAAGGACGAGAAGCGCUCAUGUACUUCACGUACCUCCAAGAUUUCUACGACGAGCUCGCGGACAUUAACAUUUUUGUCCAUGCCGAAGACGUGUCGUGGCACAUGGACGCUGCACUUUUGAAGUCAUUGACGUCUGCGCUUGCGCAGCUCGACUUCGAGCAGGUUAUGCAGAGAGGAUACGUGAAUUUGCGGACGACAUGGGGAGGCAGCCGAGAGCACGACUGUCCGAAUGGGUUCAGUACCAGCGCCACUCUACGAGACAAUCCCACCGGAGAGGCCUUCUUGAUGGGUCGGGCAUUCCAUGACAACUUUCCAGAUGACCCGAUGCCGGAGAUUUUGGCUGGACCAUGUUGCUCUCAAUUCGCUGUCACUAAAGACGCCAUACGGAGCAGACCUUUGGAGCAGUAUCAGCACAUUGUUCGGGUAUUGGUGGAUUCCAACUGGUCGGACCAGGCGAUCGGAAGGCCUUGGGAGCGGAUGUGGCCGUGGUUGUUCAAACGGCAGGCAAAGGAUUGCAAUAUGGAGUACAGCACGCUUUGCAGGUUGUAUGGCGUUUGUUUUCGUGAUGAGGAGGAACGAGGAGACGUUGUGCUGCUGAGCAACCAGCUUUGUGUCGAUGACAAGGACUUGACCUGGUGGCAGCGAAAGAGGUCGUUUCGGCCGUUUGAUCCCAAGGCCAUCAUCUCUGUUUGA